Messenger RNA from Dimorphilus gyrociliatus, 865 nucleotides. NCBI's taxonomy places the organism in Eukaryota, Metazoa, Annelida, Polychaeta, Dinophilidae. The record is from the annotation of a GenBank genome assembly.
AAUGACUUGUAUGAGAAAAGUUAUAGAUGAAAUCUAUGGCAAGGAAACAAAAGAAGGAGUUGGAGCCGCAGUACGUCGUAGCAUCGGAGGAGGAAAGUAUUCAGAAUUUGAUCCCUUUCUUUUGCUAGAUGAUUUUACAGUAUCCCCACCAGCCGGUUUUCCGGAUCAUCCCCAUAGGGGAUUCGAAACUGUUACUUAUAUGCUAUCUGGUAGAUUUCGGCACCAAGACUUUCUGGGUAAUUCUGGCGUUAUCGGUACUGGUGACAUACAAUGGAUGACUGCCGGACGAGGUGUUGUUCAUUGCGAAAUGCCUGAUGGUGAAAAUGGAGGAAGAGGUCUUCAAUUAUGGGUAAACUUGUCUAGGAAUCAAAAACUCUGUGAUUCAGAAUAUCAAGAUAUUUCUCACAAAGACCUUCCGAUUGCUGAAAAAGACGGUGUUCAAGUAAGAAUCAUUGCGGGUGAAUCGAUGAAUGUCAAGUCGAAAAUCAUUACGAAAACUCCAACGGUCUAUUUAGAUUUUACAUUGAAGCCUGGAUCGAAAUUUGAGCAGGCAACUUUCAAAGGCUGGUCGACCUUUGCUUACAUUCUCGAUGGAAUUAUAUCGUUCGGAGGAGACGGAGAAGAGAAGGAUGUCUCUCGGCACAAUACUGCAAUUUUUAGUGAUGGCGAUAGUGUGCGAUUCAUCAACAAGGGAUCAGAAACAGCAAGAUUCGUUUUUAUAAGUGGAAAGCCCAUUGGCGAGCCAGUUUGCCGAAGAGGGCCAUUCGUUAUGACAACUCAAGAAGAGAUUGAGCAAGCUCUUUCCGAUUUCAAAAACGGCGUAAAUGGCUUUGAGAAUGCAAGAGAAUGGAAAUCAAAAGUCUAG